Messenger RNA from Rhineura floridana, 1565 nucleotides. It is a transcript of the gene CCDC63, whose product is annotated as coiled-coil domain containing 63. The transcript is spliced from 10 exons. Bases 16 to 1563 code for a protein of 515 amino acids. Gene Ontology annotation, cellular component: axoneme. The record is from RefSeq and is a predicted model, not a curated record. Gene Ontology annotation, biological process: outer dynein arm assembly; cilium movement. NCBI's taxonomy places the organism in Eukaryota, Metazoa, Chordata, Lepidosauria, Squamata, Rhineuridae.
CAACAGUUUCGGAUUAUGGUGGAGAGCAGGAAGUCUUUUGGUGUCAAGACUCAACAACAGCUGUUCCAACAGGAGAAACAAAUCCAUGCCUUGAAGCAAGAGCAUGACGAGAUCAAUUUACUGCUGAAUCUCACAAAGUCACCCCGGAACCUUUUCAUGGACGACCAGAAUUGCAUGGAGCUUAAAUUCCUUUUGCAGACCAAAGAUGAGUAUGAAGCUCUCAUCAGAGCUACCAAGGCCUUGAUUGCUGAACUGGAUGACAAGAUCACGGAACUGGAAAACAAGAUUAAAAAGCAAAAAGUUUUUGUGAUCAAACUGCGGCAGGAGUUUGACGGGAAGUGGCUCCAGAAACAGAUCCAGUUGCUGGACAACCGUCUCAAUCAUGUGACAGUUUAUUUUGACACCGUUCUGACCACCAACGCCAAGCUCCGCGAGGAGAUAGAGAACCUUCAGUGCCAGAAGUCCAUCUUUGACAACAUCUACUCCCGGCUUCACAAGAAACUGGAGCAACAGAGGAAGACAAUGGAUGUGUCCAUUGAGCAGUCCACCCAAGCCUAUGAGCAAAGGGUUGAAGCCCUUGCAAGGAUCUCUGCUAUGAAAGAACGGCGCUGCAAAGACAUUGCACAGUUCAACAUUGAGUUUCGAGAGCUGGAACGGAUCUACAACCAUGAGACCAAGCUGAAGGCCUUCAUGUUCAUCAAAUUGGUGGACCGCUCGGAAUUUGAGGAGCAAGCCCAAAAGGAAGAAGCUCUCAAGGCGAGGAAGCGUGCCAAGACCAAAGGGGAGAGCUUUGAGAGCUAUGAGGUGGCCUACAUGCGGCUGCUGAAACUGACUGAGAACGGCGACAUUGACCAGCUGGUGGAGGAUUUCAUUGAGAAAGAAGAGAAGAAUUUUGCCUACUUCAGCUAUGUCACAGAGCUGAACAAUGACAUGGAAAGGCUGCAGAAGAGGAUUGAAGACAUCCAGAAUGAAAUCAGCAAGCUGAAAUCCGAGCAGAAGAAGGUCGAAGACAUCACUCACGGCAGCCUGAAGGAACUGGAGGAGAAACUGCAAAAGACCACUGAAGAUGCCAACCUGUAUGAGUACAAGCUGAAAGAGAGCAGCAAGAUCCUCGACCAGCUGAAGCAAGCAGUAGACUUUUUGUUCAGGCAAACAGGCUGCGAUGCCACCAAGAUCAGGGAGCACCUGGGCGAGACGGGGGAGAUCACAGACCAGAACCUGAUGCAGUAUUUCAGCAUAGUGGAGAAGAAAAGCAAUGACCUCCUGCUGAUCGAAUCUUUCUUGCGCUAUAAGGAGGUGGAGGGGGAACUGGACUCGGUCCCCAUGCUGAACCCCUUUUUGGGUGGCUCCGCCUUACUGAAAAAGCUGGAUGCCAUUAAAGUAACUCCGCCAUCCCCCAGUGCAGACCCCUUUGCAGAUGCUUUGGAACCCGUGGGGGGUCCACUGGACCACAGCAGCCUGCGUGCCAUGGUCCUGGAGAAUCUGGAGAAGGAGAAAUCCCGAAAGAGCUCUGUUGAGAGAAUGGAUAGCAGCCGGGACAAGAAGAAGCCAUCCUUAGCGUAGAA